Molecule: messenger RNA, 1553 nt
Organism: Fomitopsis serialis
Lineage: Eukaryota; Fungi; Basidiomycota; Agaricomycetes; Polyporales; Fomitopsidaceae
Exons: 8
Coding region: 238-1506 (422 amino acids)
Source: RefSeq, a predicted model, not a curated record
AGUGCAUUCCACGCGCAGCCUGGGUAACCGUUCUCUUGGAUCGGACGCGUCAAAGUCUUUUGACACAUACACUGCGAGGCGCCUUCGGCCAAUUUGGUGUGGGCUUCUAUAGCUCCAGCGUUCCUUUCCCUCACCCGCGCUUUGCCUUUGACCGCCGCGUGCCUCCCCCGUUCUUUCACUCUCUUCACUUCAUAUAUAUCAUCCCUCCAUGGUCUUGAUACGUCCCUCUCCCAGUUCAUGCGCGCUGACAUCUCUUACUACAGAGCCACGCCACCCCCUUCACCCACGUUCCUCAUUGCGCGUAGCAUCGCAGCACAGCGUGCACGCCCAACCCUCGCCAUGUCCAUGCAGAUCCACGCCCCCGCUCCCAUCAUGUCGACUUCUUCACGUGCGCGUGGGCGCUCCCAACCGGGCAGUCCUCUCACGCAGGCAGCACAACUGCAACCACCACAACGUCCACCCAUAAUGGCAAGGCCAUCAAGUCGUCUGAACGAGCACGAUCGCAUGCUCUACGUCCACCCGCUUCCGAGCCCGAAGCUGUCUGGGGUGUCGCUCCCCGGCUCGCCGUUCCUCGCCCCCACGGGCACCAUGCUCCUUAAUGGCAACGGAAGCCCUCCGAUGAGCUCGCAGGCAGCCGGCGACACAGCCGCAAGAACACCGCAUCCUCGGCGCGAGCAUCUCGUGACGCCGGCGCCGCAAGGCCUGUCGCGGACGCGGAGCAUCACGCAGAGCAGCCGCACCAGCGCCGGUGCGGGCGACCGCGCGUACUCGGACUCGGUCGCGCAGGCGCAGGUUGCGUACGGGACGCCGAGCUCGCCUUCUCCUGCUCGCGCGCACUUGCAGCGCUCGGCCCCGUCGGCGCCGCCGCAUGUCGGCCGAGCGGCCCACACUCAGAGGACGUCGCCCGAGCGCUCGCCGGCGGUGCCCCCGCACGAGGCGGGCGUGCUGAGGGGCGCGAAGGAGCAGGAGAGGAGAGAGAAGAGCUCGGAGAGGAGGUAUAGGGGCGAGCCGGGGAGCAGCAGUGGGAGUGGGCACUCGAUGGCGAGUAGUAGGAACCUCAGCGCGGAGAGCGACUUGUUCUUCGGUGCUGUUGGCGAGUCGAGUGUCACGUCGCUGUCGUCGGCGGAGUCCAAGGCGAGCCCGACGGCCACUGCACCGAGUCGCGGAAGCUUCUCGGCGAGCCGGCCACAGGUCCUGCAGAUCCAGUCGCGCUCGCCGAUGCACUCGCCGUCGACGCCACUAAAGCAGCUGCAUGGCUUCAGCUCGCCGCAGAGCUUGAGCUCGGCCAACGGCCUGAGCCCGCUCACCCCGCCACCCACCCCGCCGUUCAACGCGCGCACUGCCGCGGAGCAGUGUCGCGCUAUGGAUGGCUAUGUCUCGUUCGCGAACAUCGCGGGGUUGGGUGUCCCCGAGGGCGCGGUGGACGAGGACAUGGACGAGGAUGAUGAUAGAGGGCGCUGGUGGCGCUGGAGUGAGAGCGCAAGUAGCAUCGGCGUCGCAUCUUGAAGGUCCGCCGCAGGCAGGCUGUCUGUCGGUCGACUGGACGACGCUGC